AUGGAGUUUCAACUCCCGUCUCUUCCCAUCUCGCUCUCCAUCUUCUUUGUUCUCCUGAUCAUCGUCAGGAGGCUCUUCACCUCCAAGCCUAACCACGUGGGGCCGGAGUUUCCCACCCCCUCAAGGCUGCCCUUCAUUGGCAACUUUCAUCAUCUCGUCGGCAAGCAGCCCCACCACGCGCUCCGCGACCUAGCUCGCAAGCAUGGGAAUGUCAUGAAGCUCCAACUCGGCCAAGUCGACCAAAUCAUCAUCAGCUCGCGGGAGGGCGCGCAGCAGGUGCUCAAGGAGCAGGACGCCAACUUCGCCUUUCGCCCCGAGAUCACUGCCGCCAAGAUCAUUGCCUACGGCCAAAGCGACAUCGCCUUCUCCAACGGCAAUUACUGGCGCCAGCUGCGCAAAAUUUGCGUCAUGGAGCUGCUCGGCUCAAAGCGUGUCAAGUCGUUUGCGUCUUUAAGGAAGGAGAAGGUCGGUCGUCUCAUGAGCGACGUCAGCUACGCUGCAGCCAUCGGGAAGCCAGUCAACCUGGGGGAGAGGCUGAACGAGUUAACCAACUCCAUCGUGGUCCAAGCUUCGUUUGGGAGAAGCUGCCCGCAACAGAAAAAGUUCAUGCAGAUUCUCAAAGAAGUCAUCAAAAUGUCUAGCGGAUUUAGCGUUGGUGAUCUUUUUCCAUCCCUUAAAGUCGUUGAUGUCCUCACUGGAUUUAGCGCUCAGUUAAUCAAAUAUCACAAGAAACUAGAUGUGAUCCUCGAUGAAAUAAUCAAGGAGCAUCAGAUGAACCGUGAUAGAGGUGAACAGGAGGAUCUUAUUGACGUUUUACUCAGGCUCAAAGAUGAAGGCAACCUAGAAGUGCCAAUCUCAUUUGGCAAUAUCAAGGCUGUUGCGAUUGUGAGAUAUGUUCGCUGGAGGGACGGACACAACUGCAAGCCUCAUUGA
Zingiber officinale is the source of this 933-nucleotide messenger RNA. RefSeq names its product premnaspirodiene oxygenase-like. Gene Ontology annotation, molecular function: heme binding; iron ion binding; monooxygenase activity. The transcript has 2 exons. The record is from RefSeq and is a predicted model, not a curated record. The coding region runs from base 1 to 933 and encodes 310 amino acids. NCBI's taxonomy places the organism in Eukaryota, Viridiplantae, Streptophyta, Magnoliopsida, Zingiberales, Zingiberaceae.